AUGCAGCUGUGAGUUGUGAGAAGAGGAGCCUUGUGUCUCUUGCCUCUGGCUUGUAUGAAGCCACUGUCUGUCAUUGGACUCAAACUGGUCUCUGUAUAGAAAACCAUAAAUGCAUAUUGUAGAACAAGUCAAAAUUAACCUAUACAUAGUAGUUGCCAUGGCUACCCCAUAACACCUGCUACCCAUAGCAGAGAACUGUAGGCCUUUUCUAGUGUCAUUGACUCAACCAAAGGAGAGUACUUAUGAUGAGUUGCUAUUGAACAGAGAGCAAUGCAGGGAUGGGCAUUGUCCAUUUUUGGACUGUUCAAGUACUCACAUGGUGUUUUUUUUCGAGUACUCUGAAUGGAAGAAAAUAUUCAUGUUUAGAACACAAGGGCAAGGCCCACACUGGAAUGGAAAAAAAAGAUGUGCUAAUUGAUCUAUACUGAACAAAAAUAUAAACGUAACAUGCAACAAUUUCAAAGAUUUUACUGAGUUACAGUUCAUAUGAGGAAAUCAGUCAACUGAAAUCAAUUAAUUAGGCCCUUAUCUAUGGAUUUCACAUGACUGGGAAUACAGAUAUGUAUCUGCUGGUCACAGAUAUAUAUACAUUUUUUAAAAGGGCCUCAAAAUGGGCCUCAGGAUCUCGUCAUGGUAUUUUUGUGCUUUAAAUUGCCAUCGAUAAGAUGCAAUUGUGUCCGUAGUUUAUGCCUGCCCAUACCAUAACCCCACCGCCACCAUGGGGCACUCUGUUCACAACGUUGACAUCAGCAAACCGCUCACCCACACAACGCUAUACACAUGGUCUGCGGUUGUGAGGCCUGUUGGAUGUACUGCCAAAUUCUCUAAAAUGACGUUGGAGGCGGCUUAUGGUAGAGAAAUGAACAUUCAAUUCUCUGGCAACAGCUUGGGGGAACAUUCCUGCAAUUGCAUGCUCACUCAAAACCUGAGAACUCUGUGGCAUUGUGUUGUGUGACAAAACUGCACAUUGUAGUAGCCUUUUAUUGUCCCCAGCACAAGGUGCACCUGUGUAAUGAUCAUGCUGUUUAACCAGCUUCUUGGUAUGCCACACCUGUCAGGUGGAUGGAUUAUCUUGGCAAAGGAGAAAUGCUCACUAACAGGGAUGUAAACACAUUUGUGCACAACAUUUAAGAGAAAUGAGCUUUUUGUGCGUAUGGAAAAUUUCGGGGAUGUUGUAUUUCAGCUCAUGAAACAUGGGACCAACACUUUACAUGUUGCGUUUAUAUUUUUGUUCAGUGUAUAUGCCAACAGUGCACAACAAUGCCAAAUGUAUCAUUAACCAUUACAGAUAACAAAUCCUAAUUGCUAAAUUGCCUCCUAUAGAUUCAGUCAAUAAAAAAACAAUUGCCAUUUAAGAAUAAUUUAUUGAAACUGUAAUAUCAACUGGUUAUAUUAUAUCGUGGAACACAAUAUUCAAAAAGGCUGUAGCCUCAGCAGUGGCGCUUGCUUAUAGAAGCCUAUGGCUGUGCAAUGGCAAAGCCUUGUUAAUUUAACAGGCAAGACACUCUUAUUUCCCUUAUCACAGUCAAGACACCUAUUUGUAGCCAAAACAAAUGAUGUACUAUCAGGGGCGCAACUUUGGUUUUAGAAGUAGGGUGGGGGACACAACUUUUUAUGUAUUUAUUUUAUCCAGUCAUAUAAACACUCCAAGCAACCUACCCAACCGCUCGGGGGUGUCCGCAUGGUCCUAAAGCACACCCGCCUUGUUUUAUAACACAUGAUAACCAAUGAUAAAACUGCGGGGGGGACAAAAAUGCAAUGUCAGAAUGUGGGGUGGGGGGGCACAGUUGUACUAUAACAGAAUAAAAUAAAACAGAAUAUUUUUCUAAAUAAAAAAAGUUGCCAUGUGAAGUGAUGCGCGUCUGGAUCAGUUAUUCUCAAAGAGUGAUCAUUUGAAACGGGGCUUAGUUUGGCGCGUAAAGAAAUAAAAAAUAAAUGAUUACAAAACAAAAUCGGUCUUCUUUUCAAUACAGACCUACAGGCAUUCGAUUUAGUUUAUUCUGCCUGUUCUUUGGAAUUUGCUAAACGGAUGAACAAUUCCGACAUUGAACGCUGCAUGGUGAUGAAUUACGACAUCUGUUUGAUGAGUAGUUCAAGACUUAAUGAUUCUAAUGAAAAUAUGUUCUUUGUCUUUAUUAAACUAAUGUUAUAGCCUAGGCAAAAAAAAACGCAAUUAUGCCAAAACUGCUGGUCGUUGUUGGAACACAUAUUUCCCUACUUCAAUCAACCAGUCCAUUUUGAAUUUGUGAUAAAACUGUUGUCAUUUGGCAAGGAAUGUAUCUUGUGUAUCCCAUCAGUUAGAGGCAUUUUUUAUGCCCGCCGUCCCACUGUUUUUAUAAGCAUUUAUUUCUUUAGGCCUAAUCGGAGUUUGUGUGCAAACUCAGCACGCAUGUGUAGAGGGAGCGUUCAGAAUGCAAUUGAGUGAGUGAGACACUGAGGGGAAAGAGAAUUUAGGGAGAAGAACUGUGUGACGCUUGCCUUGGUUUUUUUGUUGUUGUGCCCCUCAAAUUCACAUGUAGGCCUAUGGAACACUAGAGUCAAAGCAAGUUAACCUUGUCUUCAAGACAACAUGACAUUUUCUUUUCUCGGGGACACACACACCACAAAGCACAUUCCACCAAAUAGUUUUACAGUAUUAUUAUUAUUAAUAUAUUUUUUUAAAUCUCUGGUUAAAGAUUGAGUUUUGACGUCCGUUCGAGUACUGGAGUACUCAUGCCCAUCCAUAGAGCAAUGAUACAAGACAAGAGUGAUAUCUGAAUGAGAGUGGCUGACUGGUUGGUUGACUAGUGGUUGACUAGUGGUUGACUAGUGGUUGACUAGUGGUUGACUAGUGGUUGCCUGGAGUAGCAUCUAACACAACCCGGCAUCCAGUAGCCCCCUCGUUUCAGGAUUCAGACGGACACGCACACACGCAGUGUGCAGCAGCUUGUGUGUGGCAUGGUGUUGACCACCAGGCCGUCACUGCCAUGGAUCAUACCGCUAUCUCCCGCUAAAGGAAGUCCAAAUGUUCAUCUGCACAGUGAAACCUGUAGCCGUGCACAGUUGAUAAAAUCAUAUUGUGUUGUAUUUCAUCCUUCCUUGAGGUCUGUUUAUCACAUUCAAACGGCAGUCACGUGAGUGUUUGACGGAUGGAUGUCCGUAGUGGUUUGUUGUAAUUCCCUUUUUACAAGAUAUUUAGUCCACACAUCUAACAAUGAACCACUACUGGACAUGUACCUCCAGAGUUGUCUUAAGGAAAUACUCUCUGACUGAAGUGUAUGUAUUCAGUGCUUGGGCUGCAUUUUAAUUUAUGUUCAAGCCUUCUCGACUGAAUCCAAUUGGGUGUAAUUCCAUUUGCCCUAACCUUGGUGUGUUGCAAUGUGUAAGAGUCUGUAAUUUGAAUAAUAUUCAUCAAUGUGAAAGAGUCUUUGUGAUUUGAAUAAUAUUCAUAUUAUUUCUCCUUUGUGUGCAGGGACAUGCUGAUCACGGACCUGGCUGCCACGGUAACCUACAUGGGACUGUGUGAGGAGGUGAGGGUGAUGUGCAGCCUGGCCCGGCAGCAGCCAAUCACACUCAAGUGGAUCGACGAUGAGGGUAGGUGGGGAAGAAAACUCAGUUGUAAUCAGGGUAGACAAGGUCAUAAGCUAGCUAGCUACGACCUGCUUAUCUCGACUAUGUGUGUGAAAUAAGUUAAUCAUCUGUUUGUGUGUGUCACCAUGCGUGUGUCCCAUAGGAGACCCAUGUACCAUCUCUUCUCAGAUGGAACUGGAGGAGGCCUUCCGGAUCUACAGCCGCAACAGGAACUCUGGACUCCUGCUGCACGGUCAGUCAGACCUCUGUCUGUCUGCACUCACCCCCCCCCCCCCUCUCUCUCUACCUCGUCUUCUCUUCUCUCUUUUCAGAUCCUCCUCUCCUCCUCUCCAAUCAUUCUACCAUUAUCUCAUUAUCUUUUUUAAUUGAAUGGAUUGGGAUACAUACCUGUUCAUAUGAGUAACCGUUAGUCCGUCUAUAUCCGGAGGUUUUGAUUGGGCAUGUCUCUGGAUAUUCAUAGUUGUCUUUCACUCUUUUCUUGCAGUCUUCCCCAGUAUACCAAUGAAGCCUGGUAUGCCAUGUCCAGGUGAAGACAGUGAGUACUAG
Molecule: messenger RNA, 4116 nt
Organism: Coregonus sp. 'balchen'
Lineage: Eukaryota; Metazoa; Chordata; Actinopteri; Salmoniformes; Salmonidae
Source: the annotation of a GenBank genome assembly